GAAAAUAAAGGAUACAUAUCUAAACAUCAAAGUGGUUUCAGAAGAGGGAGGAAUACAAUGGAUAAAGAAAGGAGGGGACCAUGCUUGUAAUAACAUUCAAAGGAGAGCAGGAGGAAUGAGAAGCACAGUUUGGAGGAGGUGGUUAUGUCUAGAAUAAGGUUUGGACAUACUGGUUUGAACACAAAACUAUUCAUGACAGGGAAACAUGAUGCAGGGAAACGUGAUUACUGCAGAGAAGGGUGAACUAUAGAACAUGUUAGAUUACACUGUCAGAAAUAUCAGGUGGAGAGAAGGUAACUGAUCCAAAACCUCAGUAACAUAAAAAUGAAACUGGAUCUUAUUGAUUUACUGCAAAAGGACUCAAGAUGUGAGUCUUAUCAGGCCCUAUUCCAGUUUUUAAAACAGAGUAAACAUUUGGGGAGGGCUUGAGGAUCGACACUCCAUACCAGUUGGUGGCGGUAACGCACCAUUUUAUUGUUUGCAAACCGCCAAUGAAACUUAAGAAGACGAAGAAGAAGGGGUGUACGUGCUGUGUCUUGCUGCAGUUUUAAAAAUGGGCACUUUUUGAAGAACCCGUAUCAAAGUAUUGUGGAGAAGCGUCGUGUUAAAUCUAAUUGAUGAACGGCUUGUUGUGAGUUCUGACGAGGACAGCUGAGUGAUGUUGUUGGUGAGCUUGGAUUAAAUCAUCUCUAAACAAAGAACUUGUCCUCGUGGUGACUGACUUGGGGAGUGGAGGUCAGUGAGCCCAUUGUCUCUGCUGGUCCGACUCCAACUACAAAGCCGGCCCGCUCGCCCCCUCCUGAGUCUGAGAGGAGAUCCAGAGAGAAAGAAGUGAAAGCAGGCCGAAACCUCAGCACAUGGAUGAUAUCAGCCAAAAACAUCCAGCACCAGCAAGUAAAGAUGAGCCAGCGGCGAUCCCUGUGGAAAAGACUUUUCCUGCUAUGAAGCAGCCCAGAAGACGCAAGCGCGCCAACAGGGAGGACAGAAGCUUGAGCUGUGAUCAGUGUGGGAAGUCUUUUACUCAGAUUGGUAGCUUGAAAUCACAUCAGCUUAUCCACACAGGUGUGAAACCAUUCAGCUGUGAUCAGUGUGGAAAGACCUUUACUCAUAGCUGGAGCUUAAAAACACAUCAGGUCGUCCACACGAAAUUUAAAGCUUUCAACUGUGAUCAGUGUGGAAAGUCUUUUACUCAGAAAGGUCACUUAAAGAGACAUCAUAUGAUCCAUGAUGGAGGUAAAUCAUUUGUCUGUGAUCAGUGUGGAAAGUCUUUUCAGGAUAGAUAUCACUUAGAGAAACAUCAGGGCGUCCACAGUGAAGUUAAACCUUUUACCUGUGAUCAGUGUGGAAAUUCUUUUAUCGGGAUUGAUAGGUUAAAAAGACAUCAGCUCAUCCACAGUGGAGAGAAACCAUUCAGCUGUGAUCAGUGUGGAAAGGCUUUUCGUUCUAAGUGCAACUUAAAAUCACAUCAGCUCAUCCACAGUGGAGAGAAAUCUUUCAGCUGCGAUCAGUGUGGAAAGUCUUUUGCUUACGUUAGUCACUUAAAAAGACAUCAGCUCAUCCACAGUGGUGCUAAACAAUUUGUAUGUGGUGACUGUGGAAAGGCUUUUACUCAAAAGACUGGCUUAAACUCACAUCAGCUCAUCCACUCUGGUGUUAAAUCAUUUGUAUGUGGUGACUGUGGAAAGGCUUUUAUUGAGAUUGAAAGCUUAAAAUCACAUCAGCUCACCCACUCUGGAGUUAAAACAUUUGUGUGUGGUCAGUGUGGAAAGUCUUUCUUCCAUAACAAACGUCUAUUGAGGCAUCAAAAAACCCACAAAGUGUCCUCCUGUGAGAAAAGGGGCAGACCAAUGGGACAUUACCCUGACAGGGUUCAUUUGAAAGUUCUUCUGGAUGCUGCGUCAAACUUAAAAAGCUUGAGAUCAGGCUUCACAGAAUUCAGCUUUAAUUUCCUGAGAAAGUCAGAGCUUCACUAUGUCUUUGUAGAUCUAGUGAAACCAUGA
Molecule: messenger RNA, 2000 nt
Organism: Oreochromis niloticus (Nile tilapia)
Lineage: Eukaryota; Metazoa; Chordata; Actinopteri; Cichliformes; Cichlidae
Product: gastrula zinc finger protein XlCGF8.2DB
Exons: 3
Coding region: 858-2000 (380 amino acids)
Biological process (GO): regulation of DNA-templated transcription
Molecular function (GO): RNA polymerase II cis-regulatory region sequence-specific DNA binding; DNA-binding transcription factor activity, RNA polymerase II-specific
Source: RefSeq, a predicted model, not a curated record